AUGUCAACCUCUUUUCGUUUACCAUACGGUUACAACGAAGCUCCUCCAUGGCCUUCCCUCUAUUGGCCAUUCAGCUCUGAUUUCGUACCCAUCAACUUGAUUGCCGAUGUCCCCCAUUCACUCUACUACUUGAACGACAUAUGGCGCUAUACUACAAUUUGGUCAGUGCUUUUUGCAACAUUGGUGUAUCUCCCAGCAGGCAUAUGGGCGUUUCUAAUGUUCGCUAAAACACGCACACUACGUUGGUACACGCUUAUGAUGAUCCCAAUCAUUUUUGUUGUUGGUGGGGCUUUGGCAUCAUUUAUGAUAGGAAGCAUCAUGGGAGUCGCAUUAGCAUUUGUAUACAAUGCAGGUUUCUUUGUCAUGUCCACGUGGAUUCCAUUUCUAUGGGCACUCAUUCAAAUCCUCGUUGUCCUUGUUGGCAGUUAUUCCACAAUCACCACCAUUCUCUAG
Lichtheimia ornata is the source of this 453-nucleotide messenger RNA. RefSeq lists its product as uncharacterized. The transcript is spliced from 4 exons. NCBI's taxonomy places the organism in Eukaryota, Fungi, Mucoromycota, Mucoromycetes, Mucorales, Lichtheimiaceae. The coding region runs from base 1 to 453 and encodes 150 amino acids. The record is from RefSeq and is a predicted model, not a curated record.